Molecule: messenger RNA, 375 nt
Organism: Hippoglossus stenolepis (Pacific halibut)
Lineage: Eukaryota; Metazoa; Chordata; Actinopteri; Pleuronectiformes; Pleuronectidae
Product: histone H2A
Cellular component (GO): nucleosome
Molecular function (GO): structural constituent of chromatin; protein heterodimerization activity; DNA binding
Source: RefSeq, a predicted model, not a curated record
AUGUCUGGCAGAGGUAAAACCGGCGGAACCAGAGCGAAGGCAAAGACUCGCUCGUCCCGCGCUGGGCUCCAGUUCCCCGUCGGUCGUGUCCACAGGCUGCUGCGUAAGGCAGCACUACGCACAUCGCGUUGGUGCCGGCGCCCCAUCUAUCUGGCGGCUGUGCUGGAGUACCUGACCGCUGAGAUCCUGGAGCUGGCUGGAAACGCCGCCCGCGACAACAAGAAGCCGUAUCAUCCCCGCCACCUGCAGCUGGUCCGCAACAGCGACGAGGAGCUCAACAAACUCCUGGGCGGAGUGACCAUCGCUCAGGGCAGCGUGCUGCCAACUCAGGCUGUUCUGGCGCCCAAGAAGACCGAAGGCCCCCAAGUCAAGUAA